Molecule: messenger RNA, 898 nt
Organism: Camellia sinensis
Lineage: Eukaryota; Viridiplantae; Streptophyta; Magnoliopsida; Ericales; Theaceae
Source: RefSeq, a predicted model, not a curated record
AUUUCUCAAUUAAACCUAAUUGACACCCACCCACACAUUCCAAUUUCAUCUCAUUCACACACACACAGAGACGACGCCGCUGCUAUGUACAACCUUUCAUCGAUUCACACACAGAUUCAUCGCCGAUCGGCUCACUCUCCUCACCGCCGUUAGCCUCUCCUCACCGCCGCUGAUCUGUUAGCUUCUCCUCUCCUCACCGCCGCUCGCUGCUGUGCCGAUCUAGCCUCUCCUUCCCUUGCCGAUCUCAUCUCCUCUUCUCACUGCCGCUGCUGUGCCGAUCUACCACUAAUCAUGUCUGGUAAAGCUGAAGCUGAAGUUAAUGAACCAAUCAAUGAGCAAGCAGUUGCCAACAUAUAUGGUGCCAUGAGGUCAGACAUCAACCAAAUUUACUCAAAAAUUACCGAACUAGAGAUGGAAGCAAGUGAGCACUCAUUGGUGAUGAAUGCGAUAAAACCACUUGAUCCAUCAAGGCGGUGCUAUCGUAUGAUUGGAGGCGUGUUGGUGGAGAGAACAAUUAAAGAGGUCUUGCCAGCUGUUCAGCGCAAUAAGGAGGGUCUUGAGGAGGUAAUUGCUCGACUUAACGAGGCCUUGGAAAAGAAGAAAAAGGAAGUUGCUGACUUUGAGGCUAAAUACAAAAUUAGGAUUAGAAAGUCUGACGAAGUGCAGGAUGAUGCUGGGCGGAAGGAAGGCUCUGCACAGGGAGUUCUUGUUGGUCCUGCAGGUGGGAAUGAAUGAUUUGCUUUUAGGUUUCUCGAAUUCCUGGUGCUUUUCUUUGUUUUUGGAGGAUGUUAUCCAAGAACUUUUAAGCUUUUGUUAUGUGUACCAUAAUUUUGAGACUCGGGUGUUUGGUUGGGUCCUUUAAAUCAAAUGCAGCAGAUUAUUACAACGUUUACAUUUC